Hippoglossus stenolepis (Pacific halibut) is the source of this 1336-nucleotide messenger RNA. RefSeq names its product chymotrypsin-like protease CTRL-1. Gene Ontology annotation, molecular function: serine-type endopeptidase activity. Gene Ontology annotation, biological process: proteolysis. The record is from RefSeq and is a predicted model, not a curated record. Bases 83 to 868 code for a protein of 261 amino acids. Lineage: Eukaryota; Metazoa; Chordata; Actinopteri; Pleuronectiformes; Pleuronectidae. The transcript has 7 exons.
CACAUGGAAGUCAGGGUUCGGUAUAAAAGUCAGUGUCCCGCACAGCUGAGACACAGGGACGUGAAUCACUGCCGCGACCGCCAUGCUCUUGUUCAUCAGUUGUCUUGCCCUCGUGGCUUCUGCUCUGGGGUGUGGAGCGCCCUCUAUCAAACCCCAGGUGAGCGGAUACAACAAGAUUGUAAAUGGGGAGACUGCUGUGUCCGGGUCCUGGCCCUGGCAGGUUUCACUUCAGGAUGGCAGAGGAUUCCACUUCUGUGGAGGAUCCUUGAUCAGCCCGUACUGGGUCGUCACUGCUGCUCACUGCACUGUGUCUCCUAGAAACCACCGCGUUAUCCUGGGAGAACAUGAUCGUCAAUACAACAGUGAGCAAAUUCAGGUCAAGUCCAUUGCCAGGGCCAUCACUCACCCCUACUACAACUCCCAGAACUUCAACAAUGACAUCACCCUUCUGAGGCUGUCCUCCCCAGUGCAGAUGACAUCCCGUGUGGCCCCCGUGUGCCUGGCCUCCUCCAGCACCAACAUCCCUUCUGGAACCAAGUGUGUCACCACAGGAUGGGGCAAGACUGGUCAAACCUCAAGCCCCCGCUAUCUCCAGCAGACUUCCCUGCCCCUGCUCAGCCCCACUCAGUGCAAACAGCACUGGGGUUAUAACAGAAUCACUGAUGCCAUGAUCUGUGCUGGUGCUUCUGGAGUGUCGUCCUGUCAGGGCGACUCUGGUGGACCCCUGGUUUGUCAGAACAGUGGCACGUGGUCCCUUGUGGGUAUCGUCUCCUGGGGGACCUCCAACUGCAACGUGCGCACGCCUGCCGUGUACGCCCGUGUGUCCUACCUGCGCAGCUGGAUCGACCAGACCGUUGCUUCCAACUAAAGCCAUCGUUCAACACUUCUGCUCCUCUCUGUGAAGAGUUAUUCUUCACAGAAUUGAUGAGCUAACACAGGGAAUUUACAACUGUAGAAUUUGAAUGGCAGCAUAAAAAUUCACUGCACUUGUGAGAAACCAGGUUGAAAAUAUAACUUUAAAAACUAAAGUUGGUUUCAGGUUGUUUUUCAUGUGCAAAUUGUGUGUUUAAUUCAUGUUGUGGGGACUUAAAUAGGUUUGCAUUAUGGGGACUAGAAUUCAAGUCCCCAAAAGGCAAAUCAUUUAAUUUUCAACGGAAGGCAAGUCCUUAGGGUAAGGGUUAGGCUUCAGCAAGUGGGGUUAGGGUUAAGGUUAAAGUAAGUUCAGAAAAUCAAUGUAAGUCAAUGUAAUGUCAUCUGAAAUCAAGGAGAUACAACUGUGUGUUUGUGUGUUGAUAUGUCCAUGUGAAUAAAUGAGACAGCAUGUCAAUUUAAAGAU